CUUGAAAGUGUGUGAGUAGAGAGAGAGAGAGGAACACACACAUACAGUCGCACGGCGAAAGAGAGAGAGAGAGAGAGAGCGAGCGUCUAUAUGUGUGUGUGUGUGUGUGCGUGUGUGUGUGUCGCGCGCGCCAAAGGUUGAAGGAUCGCUCGUAUCCCUCGUCUUCUUUGGACGGCAUUGUGGGACUCUUUUAUGUUGUUGUUGUCCAGAGAGACGGACCUUUACUCCAGCAUGCUCACUGAGCCUGAGCUACCUCAGGAGUGUAACAGGAUGUCUUCCAAGCGACCAGCCUCUCCAUAUGGGGGGACAGAUGGAGAUGUAACCAUAGCAACCAGCAGACAGCGAAUGGAGGAUGAGGAGAGCGAGGGACUGGCUGGCGUCAUCCAUCUCCCCCUGGUCUCCUACUGCAGCAAGGUGUCCCCCCGCUCGCCCCCUUUCCGCAGCUUGGACAGCCCCCCCGGCCACACGGAUCUGGAAGGCUCCAAGGGCAACUCCCUGAGCCCUUACACCCAGCACAGCGCUACCUCACCGGGCAAGGAGGAGGGCGGCGGGGGUCGACCCUGCAGCGAGGGGGGCGCCACCACGGGCACGCCGGAGAGACGCAAGGGCAGCCUGGCGGACGUGGUGGACUCACUGAAGCAGCGCAAGAUGGAGGAGCUGAUCAAGAAUGAGCCGGAAGAAGCGCCCAGCAUUGAGCGGCUGCUGUCAAAGGACUGGAAGGACAAACUUUUGGCCAUGGGCUCAGGGCACAUUGGCGACAUUAAAGGUACCCCGGACAGCCUGGCGGAGAAGGAGCGGCAGCUGAUGGGCAUGAUCGGCCAGCUGAGCAGCCUGAGGGAGCAGCUCCUGGCGGCCCACGAGGAGCAGAAGAAGCUGGCCGCCUCGCAGAUGGAGAAGCAGAGGCAGCAGAUGGAGCUGGCCAAACAGCAGCAGGACCAGAUCGCCAGACAACAGCAGCAGCUCCUUCAGCAGCAGCACAAGAUCAACCUCCUGCAGCAACAGAUCCAGCAGGUCCAGGGCCAACUCCCGCCGCUGAUGAUUCCCGUCUUUCCUCCGGACCAGAGGACCCUGGCGGCGGCGGCGGCCCAGCAGGGCUUCCUGAUGCCCCCCGGCUUCAACUACAAGCCUGGCUGCAGUGACCCCUACCCACUCCAGCUCAUACCCACAACAAUGGCUGCCACCACGCCAGGCCUGGGACCCCUUCAGCUCCAGCAGUUGUACGCCGCUCAGCUGGCCGCCAUGCAGGUGUCCCCCGGGGCCAAGCAGCAUGUGGCGUCCACACACUCCCCGCCCAGCAACACACACUCUCAGGGCGACAAGGGGCGGAGCUCCCCGCUGACCAACAAGACCAAGGACAGUGAGGGUGCACAGCCUCUGAACCUGUCGGCCAAGCCUAAGGCAUCCGAGAGCAAGUCACCCAACUCCCCCCCAACUUCCCCACAGGUCCCCGCUGCUGCCGCCGCCAAGCUGGGCCCCCUGAAGCACAGUGUGGCCCCCUCCAGCAUCGGAGGACCCCCGGCCAGAGUCACCUCAAUAGCAGACUUGCUGUCCUCGCUGUCGUCGGGGGUCUACCUCAACGACCACGAGGCCGUGACCAAGGCCUUCGCCGAGGCCCGCCAGAUGAAGGAGCAGCUGAAGAGGGAGCAGCAGGUGCUGGACGCCAAGGUGGCCGCCGUCAGCAGCCUGGCGCUCAACAACGGACGCUCCGACAAGGACAAGGCCGCCUUGGAGAGUCUGAGUCAACAGCUGAAGCAGCAGGCCGAGGAUAAGUUCAGCCACGCCAUGCUGGACUUCACCAUGAGCGGCGACUCUGACGGUUCUCCCAGCGUGUCCGACUCCAGGAUAUUCCGAGAGGCGCGAGGUCGCGGCAGCAGUGAGCCGCACAUCAAGAGGCCCAUGAACGCCUUCAUGGUUUGGGCCAAGGAUGAACGCAGGAAGAUUCUGCAGGCCUUCCCCGACAUGCACAACUCCAACAUCAGCAAGAUCCUGGGCUCUCGCUGGAAAGCCAUGACCAACCUGGAGAAGCAGCCGUACUACGAGGAGCAGGCCCGCCUCAGCAAGCAGCACCUGGAGAAGUACCCCGACUACAAGUACAAGCCAAGGCCCAAACGCACCUGCCUGGUGGACGGCAAGAAGCUGCGCAUCGGCGAGUACAAGGCCAUCAUGCGCUCCCGCAGACAGGAGAUGAGGCAAUACUUCAGUGUGGGGCAACAGAGUCAGCUGCCCUUGUCGUCGGGGGGCGUGGUCUACCCGGGCGCCCUCUCCAUGGCGGGCAUGCCCUCGCCCCAGAUGCCCUCCGAGCACUCCAGCAUGUCCAGCAGUCCCGAGCCCAACGCCAACCACCACCACCACCCCCACCACCACCACCACCAGACGCCCGCCCACAUGGGCGCCCUGAAGGGGGAGGAGCCACGCAUCAAGCAGGAGGAGCUGCGGCUGGACGACAGCAACGGCGACGCCUACGACGACUUCGAGUACGAGGACGAGGAGGCCGACUAUGCCAGCGACAACGACAACCACAUCGCCCAAUAGGGUCCCUUUAAGCCCCUCCCACCAGCACCCGGCCAAUGGGCAGGAGCGUCACUGACUGCUACACGGCGCUCGCUCGCACGACUGCCAGACGGACAGAAAUAUUUGUGGACCUGUCGCAGGCCAACAGAUGACACUUUAAAGAUGGCGGACCUUUUUUUCUCAACCAGAAACACUUUUUAAAAGAAGAGAAAAAAACAGCUUUUUUGUUGGCUUCUGGGUUCUCGAAUAUCUCACUCAGGUACACGGUGCCAAUAAGUGGCUUGUGAAUGUGAUUUUGUUCUUGUGUUGGAAUAAUAAUAAUAAUUACCCCGCUUUAUUUUCAGCCACUGAAAAUACCCCCCCACCCCCCCUCAAAAUCCAGGGACUUUUUUUCAAUGUUAUUUUAUUUCUUUGUAGAAUUGAGUGUAAUAAGAAGAGCACUGUGUUGUUGCGAGACAAUCCACUUUUCAUCUCGCUCCGUCCUUCCAUGCAGUGCAACAUCCCCCUGUGUGUGUGAGUGUGUGUGUGUGUGUGUGUGCGUGUGUGCGCGUGCGGGGAAGACCAGGAACUGCUGCUU
Messenger RNA from Entelurus aequoreus (snake pipefish), 3088 nucleotides. RefSeq names its product SRY-box transcription factor 5 (gene sox5). Gene Ontology annotation, biological process: cell fate commitment; positive regulation of chondrocyte differentiation; regulation of transcription by RNA polymerase II. The coding region runs from base 193 to 2532 and encodes 779 amino acids. Gene Ontology annotation, cellular component: nucleus. The record is from RefSeq and is a predicted model, not a curated record. Gene Ontology annotation, molecular function: DNA-binding transcription factor activity, RNA polymerase II-specific; RNA polymerase II cis-regulatory region sequence-specific DNA binding. Lineage: Eukaryota; Metazoa; Chordata; Actinopteri; Syngnathiformes; Syngnathidae. The transcript is spliced from 15 exons.